CUUAAACUCAUCUCCCCCCCAAAGCCUCAUUUAUUAGUUUUCAUCCUCCCUCCUUCAUCCAUAUAUUUUCAACCCAAUUCCCAUAAGAAAGAGAGAGAAAAAUGCAAAUGGCAGCCAUGCAAACUUCUCUUCCAGCAUCCAUGUCGCCAUCGCUUCCACGUUCUAGAUUCACCGCAGUUCUCCAUGCCCCCCAAAUUAGGAAGAACCAGUUCUCUUUUCCAAAGCUACCGAUUGGAAAUGAUAAUGAUAUCAAUAGCCGUAGUGAAACCCAAAUACAGACCACUGUCCAAACACAAAGGAAAGCUGACGCCAGAACUGAUGCGGACACCAUCGCCACCGUUGCCAAGCUUUAUGCGAUAGCAGAGGCGGUCGCUGAUAGGGCAGAGAUGCACACGAACAUCGAAGAACAACGAAAUAACUGGAAUACUCUCCUUGUCAAUUCCAUCAAUGCCAUCACCCUCACGGCAGCGACCAUUGCCGGACUCUCCACUGUCCUGUCUGAGACUGUCCCAUUCAUGGCAUUGAAUAUGUCUUCUACUAUCUUGUAUUCUGCAGCCACGGGGCUGCUUUUGUUGGUGAACAAGAUCCAGCCCUCCCAGCUUGCCGAGGAGCAAAGGAACGCCGCUCGGUUGUUCCGACAGCUCCAUGCUCAGAUACAAACCACCCUUGCUCUCCGGACUCCUACUCCCAUGGAUGUGAAGGAUGUGAUGGAGAGAGUGCUUGCGCUCGACAAGGCAUACCCUCUUCCAUUGCUUCCGGGAAUGCUCGAGAAGUUCCCAGCUGUAGUAGAGCCUAGCAGAUGGUGGCCACUACACCAUACAAGACCAGAGCAACAACAAUCACUUCCUGCAGAAAAUGGAAAGAAUGGUUGGAAUGGGAAACUUGAAGAGGAAAUGAGAGUCAUUCUCUCAGUCUUGAGGAGAAAGGACACUGCCGAGUAUGUUAGGUUAAGCAAGUUGGUGUUGAAAGUUAAUAGAGUUUUGGCAGUCUCGGGUCCUCUACUCACUGGUCUUGCUGCAAUCUCAACACCUUUCAUUGGGUCUCCUUCACAUGGGUCGUGGGCGGCAUUGGUCGGUGUUGCUGGUGGAGCAUUGGCAAGCAUUGUAAACACAAUGGAACACGGUGGACAGGUGGGGAUGGUAUUUGAGAUGUAUCGGAACUGCGCCGGUUCCUACCGCCUGUUGGAAGAGUCCAUUGAAUCCAACCUUAGGGAAAGAGAGCUCCACAAGAGAGAGAAUGGGGAAGUGUUUGAGAUGAAGCUGGCUCUCCAGUUAGGAAGGAGUCUUUCUGAACUAAGGAAUCUCGCUUCAUCAUCUUCUUCUUCUGAGAAUGCAGGCGGAGAAAAAAUGGAGGAGUUUGCUGGGAAGCUCUUCUGAUUCUCGAAGAAACAGCAUCGCUUAUACAUAUAAUUCUUUAUUGUUUUCCUUUUUUAUUUGGAUGUAUGAUAUUGUAACAUAAGCUAACACGCUUUCUGUCCAAACAUUCAAAUGCAACUCAUUGUUCAUAACAUUUUCUUAGUACAUGCAU
Magnolia sinica is the source of this 1527-nucleotide messenger RNA. RefSeq names its product probable F-box protein At4g22030. Lineage: Eukaryota; Viridiplantae; Streptophyta; Magnoliopsida; Magnoliales; Magnoliaceae. The transcript has a single exon. Bases 102 to 1376 code for a protein of 424 amino acids. The record is from RefSeq and is a predicted model, not a curated record.